AUGUGGAAAUUCUCCACUGAGCGACCUGUGCUCUGUCUUCUGCAGAUCAUCUUCUACGAGGACAGGAACUUCCAGGGCCGCUCCUUUGAGACCAGCAGCGACUGCCCGGAGCUCACCUCCUACCUGAGCAGGUGCAACUCCUGCAGGGUGGAGAGCGGCCUCUUCGUGGUCUAUGAGAAGUCCAACUUCACCGGCCUGCAGGUGCUGGUGAGGAGGGGCGAGUACCCGGACAACCAGCGGCUGAUGGGCAUGAGCACGAGCGACUGCGUCCGGUCCUGUCGCAUGAUCCCGGUGCACCGCGGCCCAUUCCGCUUGAGGAUCUACGAGCGCGAGAACUUCGGAGGCCAGAUGCAGGAGCUGAUGGAGGACUGCGAGUCCCUGCAGGAGCGCUACAGCAUGUCCGACUGCCAGUCCUGCAACGUGAUGGAGGGCCACUGGCUGAUGUUUGAGCAGCCCAACUUCAGAGGCAGGAUGGUGUACCUGAGGCCCGGGGAGUACCGGAGCCUCAGGGACAUGUCCACCAGCAGGUUCAGCUCCGUCAGACGCAUCCUGGACGUCUGCUAG
Oryzias melastigma (Indian medaka) is the source of this 564-nucleotide messenger RNA. RefSeq names its product gamma-crystallin M3-like. NCBI's taxonomy places the organism in Eukaryota, Metazoa, Chordata, Actinopteri, Beloniformes, Adrianichthyidae. Gene Ontology annotation, molecular function: structural constituent of eye lens. Gene Ontology annotation, biological process: visual perception; lens development in camera-type eye. The record is from RefSeq and is a predicted model, not a curated record. The transcript has 3 exons. Bases 1 to 564 code for a protein of 187 amino acids.